UUAAACAAAAAAAAAAGUAAAAUUAACUCAAACUUUGACUCAAUCGCAUAAGCCAAACAAAUUGAAAUUUCUUAAACGCGCUCAACUUGACUUUGAGUCGCUGCAUAUAUAAAGCGGGGUGGCAUAAAAAAUUCCAUGUCAUUUCAAUAAUUUCGGUCGUUGCGUUGAGACGUUGGCAAGGCGGUGACGAAAAGUGUGCUGUGUGAAUUACUUUUAAACUAAACGAAAACGAAAGUGUUUAACACAUUAAUUCAAAAUUCAAACUAAAUAAUUUCUACCGAAAAGUGCAAAUAAAACUAUUACUAAGCAAAAUGAAAGCCUUUGUGUUGGCAAGUGUUUGUUUAUUCAGUGUUCUAAGCGCUGGCUUGGCACAGUUCUCAAAUGGGCGUGUAUUGGAUCCACCAAAUCCACAACUGUGUGCACAAAGGAUUAUACACGAGAAGACACCCGAUGGCAAAGGUUACUUCUUCUCAUGGCGUGACCCUAACCUUAAGGGAGUUGAAGAAGAUUGGUUGAGUGCAAGAAACUACUGCCGCAGACGUUGUAUGGACUCAGUUUCAUUGGAAACUAGUCUAGAAAAUGAAUGGAUUAAACAACGUGUGGUCACUGAAAAUUUCGUUUCGGGAGCGCGCAUUGAAGCACAAGACUUUGAUGGUAACUGGCAUACCGCGCGUGUAGUUGAAGUUGACAAUGAUGAUCGUGAGGUGUUGAUUAAAUUUGAACGCACUGGGAAAAUCAAGUCUGCUGUUGUUGGUGCUGAAGAAUGGAUAUCAAUGAACUCCACGCGUUUACGUCAACGGGCAACAAGUAAACCAGUUCCAGUAUUUGAAUUGGAAGAAAAAUGUUUAGCACGUUGGUCUGGUCCGCGAAAAUUUCCGGGCACAAUCAAAAAAGUACUUGGCAAUAACGCCUAUGAGGUGCUGUUUGACGACGGUUAUGUCAAGAAUGUGCGAGCUGUGCAUAUGGUUAAAUUAGUAGCAAGUCCUGCCGUUGCUGAAAACGAUGUAAAAGCGAGACGUAGCGAGUUAGCUACAACUCAAACCAUUACAGCAACUUCGACACCAGUCAAAGCGUUGUCCACAGAUAAAAUAUCUAAAGAGGACCCAGCUGAGAAACCCGUCGAAGCAGUAAGACGCUCUACUUCUGCACAAGUUAAGGAUUGGCCACUACUUGAUAUGUCUAAAAUUGAUUUGGCUUCUCUUAACCUACCACAAAUACCGCGCGACGGUGAGUGGACCUGUCACUGGGUGAAUGAUCAACCAAUUGGACGUGAAGGUUUUCUAAUAGUAGGGGAACAUCGCAAGCCCACAGUAAUUGUAGACGAUUGGCGUUUGCCUUCUGGUUGGGUAAAGCACAUGUAUCAACGUUCGAAUUUAUUGGGCAAGUGGGAUGUCAUACUUGUCUCACCCAUCGGCAAGCGUUUCCGUUCGAAAGCGGAUUUGAAACAAUUUUUGGAAGAAAAAGGACAAGUUUAUAAUCCCGAUAUAUAUGAUUUCAGCAUACACAGACGUCGUGCUAAAGAUAUAAAUGCUUAUGCCUUUACGUCUGGUUACACACCUCAUCAACCAUACAAAACAAAAGUGAACACUUCAGCUAAUGCAAGUGCUAGCAACACUUCAGAUUUAUUGUCAACCUCCGUGACCACUCCAAGUGCUGCACAGUAUAUUGAAACACCGGUAGCUGGUGCAGCACCACCCGCUGAGCUACUUAACGCAACGGUUGAUAUAAAAUCGGAAACUGAAGAAAAAAAACCAGAUUUAUCUACACUAGGACUAAGUUCUGAUUCACCUAAAAGUAGCACAAUUUUGGAAGAUGGUUACGCUUACGUUGGUGGCUUAAAAGUGCAAAUUGUUGAUAAUCUAUUUCGUUGUCCCGAAGUGGGCUGUUCCAAGAACUUUCGGAAGGAAAACCAUUUACAAAUACAUAUCAAACAUUAUCAUCAAAAUUUAACAAAAUUAUUGGGUGCUUGUCCAAAAAUGCAGGAAUUAGCUGAGAAGCGUACACAUACACUACCAGAUCCCAAUGAGCCACAGCCUAAGAACCAAAUACCAAAUCAGGAGUUUUUUGCAAAAAUGCAUCAGCAGGAUAUGCAAAAUUCACGUUCCAGAGGUAAGAGCUCGUUUCCUGAUUCACCUGAUUUGAUUGGAGAUAUUAAAAAGGAAACUACCAUGGACUUGAAGCAAGAAAUUAAAAAUGAAAUAUCUGAUACGGAAAACGUUACAUUGGGUUCGGUUAACAUGGAUACAACAAUCAACACCACUGCAGAUAGUUCAAGUAUGUUGCCUUUAAGCUCUGCUGAUGACUCGGCUUUAAAUGUUUCGAAUACUUCAACAAAGCGUUCCCGUUUCUCACCAACCAAACGAGUUUCUGGUGCGCGUAAAAGUAACCGGCAACGUACUACGCGUCGUUAUUUGACAGCUGCUCAUAGCAGCGGUGCAACUAUUCCAUCUACUCCUGUUACGUCUGAUAAUCAUUUCGGAGUGUCGGAUUUUGAAGAAACUCGUCAUUCCUUUAAUGCAACUCCGGAUGCAAAAUUAUUAGAGACACGAAAACGCAAGAUCAUUGCCGCACCAGUUACGCCAAUUGAUUCGCCAAUAACUGCUGAUUCCGGUUCGUCUUCGAUUCAACAUAUAUCGGCAACGGAUCCUGAAGCUACUAACCGUCCUGAAUAUAUCAAAGAAAAUGGACAGCUUAUUAAAAUUGUUCGCAUGCGUCAGGAGGAAAUUAUAAACUGUGUAUGUGGUUUUUAUGAAGAAGACGGUCUUAUGAUUCAGUGUGAACUGUGUCUUUGCUGGCAACAUGGUUCUUGUAAUGAAAUUUUCAAAGAAUCUGAAGUUCCAGAGAAAUAUAUUUGUUCUAUAUGCCGUAAUCCACAACGUGCGCGUGAAUCUAUGCUUUACAAACACGAUCAGGAUUGGUUGUAUGAAGGUAAACUACCCGUUGGCAAUUAUCACACUAACUCUGGAAGUAUACCAAAGCGCUUUGAUUAUCUUAAGUUAACACACACACUUACUGGUAAUUUGCUUGAGAUAAAGGAUUUUAUACAUUCCUUACGUCUUAAAACUAACGUGGCUGGGAAUCGUUGUCAUCCCAAGUUGUAUUUAUGGGCUAAUAAGUGGGAUGAUGUUAAAGGCGAUGCAGAAGGAAAGGUGAAUACUGAAACUAAGCCUGCGGAUGAUGACAAAAAUAAUAUUAAAGUUGAAGAAGGUUCAGUUAGCACCCCAGCUGUGGCAAAUAUACCAAACAUCCCACAGCCAGAGGCAGCGAUUGACACUGAUGAAUGUCAGCAAAGGUUAUUGGAACAUAUUAAGGUGCAACAAUCUAAUAUCGCUGCUCGCUUGGAUUUGAUUGAAGCAGACGUUGCUAGAAUUGAAAAAGAAGAUGAGCUUGAUGAGUUAAAGGGUUCCAAUAGUAAUUUUAAUAAAGAAAUACUAGCAACUUUCAUAAAAGAUAUGGAGGCUGUAAGACAACUUGCUAAAUUAAAUUGUUUGGAGCACAAGAAAAAAGCAGUGGCAGUAUUAAAUGCACGCCCUUUAUAAAUUUUUUAAAAACAUCAAAUGCUGAAAGAAACAUUUUGUAAAAGAUAGAAUAUAAAUAUAAAGCCCC
Teleopsis dalmanni is the source of this 3606-nucleotide messenger RNA. RefSeq lists its product as uncharacterized. Gene Ontology annotation, cellular component: NSL complex. Gene Ontology annotation, molecular function: DNA binding. Bases 312 to 3539 code for a protein of 1075 amino acids. The transcript has 8 exons. The record is from RefSeq and is a predicted model, not a curated record. Gene Ontology annotation, biological process: regulation of transcription by RNA polymerase II. NCBI's taxonomy places the organism in Eukaryota, Metazoa, Arthropoda, Insecta, Diptera, Diopsidae.